AUGGUUUUCGGCUGGGGCGAAUCUCAAGAACACUACGACCAAUACCAAAACGAAGACACUGCCAGUCUCGGUCAUGAGGUUCUUGCAGGAGGUGCUGGUUUCGCCGCCAUGAAGAUGUUCGAGGACAGACAACGCAAGGAGGGCAAGCCAGUCUCCCACGCUUUUGCUAAGGAGCUCCUCGCCGGUUUCGCCUCUGCUGAAGUCGACAAGUUGGCUGAGACCAAGGGUGAGGACUGGGUCCGUGAGCACAGAAUGAGAGAAAAGUCAGAGGAACAAGCCAAACAUUUGUACGAUCAACAUUAUGGCCAGGAUGAUCAAUACGACCCAAACCAACGUGGUCCCCCAGAGCACUUCAACAGCUACGACAACAACUGGUAA
Botrytis byssoidea is the source of this 378-nucleotide messenger RNA. RefSeq lists its product as uncharacterized. The transcript has 4 exons. NCBI's taxonomy places the organism in Eukaryota, Fungi, Ascomycota, Leotiomycetes, Helotiales, Sclerotiniaceae. The coding region runs from base 1 to 378 and encodes 125 amino acids. The record is from RefSeq and is a predicted model, not a curated record.